ACCCUAUGUUUCUGAAAGUUAUUAGCGAUCGUGUUCGUGGUAUAAAAAACUAGGGCGAGUCCAGCGUAUAUAAUAUAUAGACUACGUUUUCCCUUUUUCACAAUGUUGGAAAAUUGAUGGAUUGUAUAUAAAAGGAAAUUACUCUGCAUUUAGUUUAUAGAUGAGGUGGUUACUGAUAAUAUAUGACCUCGUUGUGUUUGUGUUUGUGUUUGCUAGGAUUUGAAAAUGAAGGGCAUUUAGCAGUCAUCCUGGAUAUUCCUCUGGGGGUUUUCCGUAAACUGAUUUCAGAUCUUCGUGCAAAGGAGUAUAAUGGAGAAGACUGGCAAUCUUGGUGUAAUCGAACUGGUUCAGGACAGUUAGUUCGCCAGGCGGCAACUGCUGCUUGUAUACUGAAUGAGGUGAUUUUUGGUGUAACGGAUCAAGCAACUGAUGCUCUCUCAAGACUGGUUCGGAAGUCAAGAAAGGGAAGUGACAAAUUUUUCCUGGGAAAUCUCAUGGAAAAAACGUGCAAAAAGUCAUCUGAGUGAUUGCGUUGGUAAAAUCUUGCACGAAUACCAAUCUUCUGAAGUGUGGGAUCUCCCUGUGGACCACCAAAAGACAAUUCCCGGGCAAACUGAUUCCGAUGUUCAACAUUUUAGUCUGCAUUUCUUAGAAGACUGUGCAAUGCUACACCAAGUUAUAAGAGAAGCAGUAGGUGUAUAAGUAUUUUCCUUGUGUCUUGGGAAAGAUUUUGCUCUAAGUGGAGAGAGGGAGAGAGGGAAAGAGGGAGAGAGAAUGGAGAAGGGAAGAGCACCUUGUGACAAGACCAAAGUGAAGAGAGGUCCAUGGAGCCCAGAAGAAGAUUUGAAACUCAUCUCUUCCAUUCAAAAGUUUGGUCAUAAGAACUGGAAAUCUGGGUUAUUGUGGUGUGGGAAAAGUUGACGUAUGAGGUGGAUUAACUACCUCAAACCAGAUCUGAAGCGUGGCAACUUCACUGCAGAGGAGGAAGAAACAAUCAUCAAGCUCCACCAGAACUAUGGGAACAAGUGGUCAAAAAUCGCUUCUCAGCUUCCAGGUAGAACAGAUAAUGAAAUCAAGAAUGUGUGGCGCACCCAUCUAAAGAAAAGAUUGGUUCAGAGCUCAGGAAACGAUCUCACUGCACAUGAACCAGCUUCAUCACCUUGUUUAAGUGAUUCUGUUUCUCGUGGGAACGAGGAUAAGUCUCGAGCAGAAGAUUCUUUGAACAUAACAACUAACGAUGAGUCGUCAUCGAGGAAUGGGUUGUCUACAUCUGUGUCAGCGGGUGGUUCCUUUAACCAUUCAAACCAAGAAGAUGAUCCAACGAUUGGCCUUAUGUUUGAGUACAUGGAAGAAGAUUACAGCGAAUUUAACGACAUUAUUCAAGAGGUAGACAAACCGGAUCUGGUGGAGAUCCCUUUCGAUACAGAUACUGACAUUUGGAGUUACUUAGAUGCUCCAAACUCGUUUCAACAAUGCGCUGCAAAUGAGUUCAGCUCAGCUUCAAGAGUAGAAGAAGAGUCUGAUGAGGAUGAGGUUAAGAAAUGGUUGAAGAACCUAGAAAGCGAACUCGGGUUAGAGGAAGAUGACAGUCAACAACAGAGAACACAAGAAAACAAAGAAUCAUCAUCAUCAUCAUCAUCAUCAUCAUCAUCAUCAUCAUUACUGAAGACGUGCGAGCUCAUGAUACAUUGAAUGAAAUUUUGGUAGUCAAGUUCUUGUUGGGUAGGAUUAGUUUGAAAUCUCUCUUUAUCAUCUAACAACAACAGCCAUCAUAAAACUACAAAACAAGAAGACCAGUUGCUAGCUUUUUGGUAAUUAACAUGUAUAUUAACGAGUUCAGCAAGG
This is a messenger RNA of Camelina sativa (false flax), 1845 nucleotides long. Its product is annotated as transcription factor MYB63-like. Lineage: Eukaryota; Viridiplantae; Streptophyta; Magnoliopsida; Brassicales; Brassicaceae. The record is from RefSeq and is a predicted model, not a curated record.